AUGACAAGAAGCGAAAGCUCCAGUAUCUGUCCGCCAUCAGCCUCAGCCACUCCAGACACCCUUACCGCGCUUCAACUACAUGCCUUGUUCGACAUUCUCACACAUUAUGGGACAUAUUCCGAAGUGGAAUGUUUCAAGAAUCCGGAUGCUAUUUCCAAAUAUGGCUAUCCCUUUGCGUCGUCGAUAGAGGGUGCCUCCGAGCCCGUCAUCAAGAAAGAGUCUUCAGUUCCGCUUCUGGCAACCCUGCUGCGCGCCAUUGUCCUUCCGGUGCCAGGAGUCCGCGAUCUUCCAACUGAUUUCUGGCCACUCGAGUUCCAAGGAAUUAUGACCAAAUUUGGUGAAGCAAACCUGUCCGAGAGCUAUGACAAAGGGUCUUUGGGUAGUAGGAAAACCUUGGCCACUGCUGCCUCGGUCAUUCACGAAGCUGUUUCCCGGGGUCUUAUCGGUGGUCUUCCCAAGGGGUCACCCAGGGACCUAAAGGGUCACUAUGACAGGUCGAAAGCACAAGACCUUGUGCGCGCUUGGGAAGACGUAUUGCACGAACUUGUCUACGGAAGUCUCGUUGAAACGUUGUUUGAUCGUAUAGCAGAGAAACCCGACAUUGAAGGCCAUUCACUCGCCGUGCAGACUGCUGUGGACUAUAUUAUCCUUCACCUUGCGACGUUCAUGCACCAUGUAUUCGUCCUCUCCCCCGAAGGGUCCUAUCUGUUACAGAUGGUGGCGAGCGUACACAAGAUGGUACCUUAUUCGGCCAUCAAACAAACGUUUCGAAUUGGAAAUGCAGCCAGCAUGAUCAAUGGGAUCACGAAGCUCCUCCUGGCCAAAAUGAGUAUCGGAGGCCUUACUAACUGGCUCGGGCUGACACAAAAUGCGGAUGAUGGCAUGAAUCUCUUACAGAGGCAAUCUAAUACUAACAGGCGUAGAAUCAUUUCACUGGUCUUGUCGUGGGACAUGGCAGAGUUCCGGAAGGCCGCUGAACGGAUAGAAAAGGCCAAGGGUGGUCCCUCUAAGGUCCAUAUCGCAGUCAUUAAGAAGUACGUCGCCAAGUCGAGGGAAGAGCACUUAAGGAUCCGGAACAUCAGCAUAAAGCGGUCCGAGUCCAUUAUUGCCACCAUCUUCAACAAUUCCCGCCGUGGGCUUGUGGAGUCCCUGUCCAAGGAACAGCACGAGCAAUGUCUGGAAUACCUCUCAACCUUGCUUGCAAUUCGAGACCGGGAUGAGAUCAUCAAGAUUCUCUGCAAGCAAAACCCCGAUCUCUUCACCCAGGCCGUACGGGACUUUAUCGGCAGUUUCGAGCCCAUGAUACGAGCUGUUCACCAGAACAUUGACCUUCGCGAUCACGUCUCUGCAGCAGAAAGCUUCCUAACCGACCUUAUCGAAACAAGCAAGGCGAGGGAUUCUCCAGUGGCGAUCUCCAGCACAUUAACAGCAGAAACAACGAUCGAGACCCGCGCUCCUUCCAUAGAGGACUACGUCGGCUUGAUUAGGAGACAUAAACAAUCGGCCUACAACUUUUUCCACCAGGUGGCCAAGAACUGCCCUGAAAUCAAGGGGGAAUUCCUCGAGUAUUGCAAGAAGACGCUGGCGCAGUUCCGUCAGCAGCCCGAGCAGCAACCACUAUCAUGGGCCAUUCCCUCAAGCGACAGUAGCAGCCAAGCAAUCGACACCAAGCUCCGCAAGGGAGCAGCCGGAAGUCUAAGCGCCGAUAUCCAGUCGCUUUUCACCGCCCUCCCUCCCCAAGUAAAACCCGACGUCCUCGCAGCAGCAGACGCCCACGCGGCCUACCUCUCCUCCCUCGAAGACCUUUCUCUCAAGCGAAUGCAACACAUCCUCAACGACAUGAACCUCACGACCCCCACCGUGUCCUCAUUACCAGAAGUCGCAACAGCAGCAACAACAACUUCUUCCUUAAGAGACAAAUUCUCCCUAUCCGCCAGCUCCCCCUUUGGUUCUCGAGCCCCCAGCAGGCGAAAUAGCAACAGUAACAGCAACAAGAAAGCAAGCAUGUGUGGCCCCGGCAUGUUCCUCUCGCGCUGGCAGAGCCUGAUGGACGAGACGCUCAUCACCCCCCAAGUUCCCACAGGCGGCCAGGUGCGGCGCGGCAAGGACGUCAAGGGGGUGAUUGCGCAGGCGAAGACGACGGUGGGCAGCAGCGCCGUUGUGGCUAGUAGUAGUACGGAUGGGAACGGAAAUGGGGCUGCAUGGGACUCGGCGGCGCUGACGAGGUUGGUGGAAAGGGAGGUGCCGGAGCCGCCUGAUGUUCAGGUAGUGGUGAAGAUGAUGGGGAGCGGGUUUGGGGAGGUGGUGGAGAGGAGGAUGUUGGAAAGGAUAGAGGUGGUGAUCUAA
Molecule: messenger RNA, 2346 nt
Organism: Neurospora hispaniola
Lineage: Eukaryota; Fungi; Ascomycota; Sordariomycetes; Sordariales; Sordariaceae
Product: PX-associated-domain-containing protein
Exons: 3
Coding region: 1-2346 (781 amino acids)
Molecular function (GO): phosphatidylinositol binding
Source: RefSeq, a predicted model, not a curated record